UGACAGUCACGAUUCUACCGCGAAUAAGGACCUUUCGAAGCUCCUCCUUCGCAGCAUACGCCACCAGGACAUCCUCAUGACCCAGAAAUUCCAGCAGCGUCUCCAGCUCAGCGUCAGUGCCCUCCCCGGCACUUUGAAUCGCCGUUGAGCAAGCAACAAUGAGACGGAUCGCUGCACACCAGUCCACCAUUUUAUCAUUUCUAAUUUCCGCCUAUCAUCAUUCGCGAUCUUGAAAGGGUGCAGAUCUUGUUGAUUGACAAUCAUGAUGAACAUGCUGGAGGCGACGGACGCGGCAGAGUUCGCGACCAAGGGCGUCAAGGCACCGCUUUGGUCCGGCGCAGCAUACUCCCACGCCAUCAGUAAGUCCAUGCGAGCGAUGAUGACGAGCAGCAGACUGCGACCAGGCAGUCUACAGAUCGCUGCCAACCCCGACACGCUCUUCGCCGAUGCGGUGGCUCGGAAAGACAAGGAGAAAAUGAUGGAUGCAUUGGCAAAAGACCCGGGUAUAUUGCGGCGAAGUGACGGGGAUGGAUGGCUGCCACUGCAUCAUGUGUGCAACUUGUGCCCGAACUAUCGAUACGUCGACAUGAUGACCAUGAUGAUCAAUACGAACCCCGAGUCAGCUCAUUAUGUCGACAAGAACGGACGAACACCACUGCAUAUUCUCUGCGAGAACUCUUGUGUGACAGUGCAAGCGCUUGCAGUUUUCGCUACAUCCCUUGGGGAUCUUACGCUCGUGCAGGACAGCAAUGGAAAUUUGCCACUCCACCAUCUAUGUCGCAAUUCUUCGUGCGAAAUUGGGUUAAUCAAGAAGUUGAGCUCUGACGUUUUUGCCUACACGACGAUUAAUGAGGAGGGUCAAACUCCACUGCAUUGUUUAGUGACGGCUGACGGACCUCUAAAUCAGGCCGUGCUUCAGCAUUUGAUUGCAGGUUUUCCUUCCACGGCAUUGAUGCGAGACUUGAUGGGACGUACUAUCCUUCAUUGGAUCUGUGAAAACCAUGCAUUGGACGCGGGCAUAAUUCAAAUGCUGCUUACUUCAGUUGCUGAUGCAGCCUCUCUACCUGAUGUCAAUGGUGACUUUCCACUCCACAUUUUAUCCCAGAAUGAAAAUGUGACGCGUGAAUUACUUCACCUGGUUCUUGAGGCAUAUCCGGCUGGAGUAUACGCCUUGGCAAAGAAUGAUCUAUCACCGCUUCACUCCCUUUGCUCGAACGAAAGCUGCAACACUGAUAUACUCACCGAGUUUUUCUCGUUUGACAAAGACAACUCUUUAUGUGCCAAACCCGACGCGUUCGGGGCUACAGCUUUGCAUUUACUCUGUAUGAACGAGACAAUAUCUACCGAGCUUUUACGCACAAUGCUGCUAAUGUGCUCGGAAGAUUCAUUCACUCCGGAUGCGCACGGCCGAUCACCAUUGCACUACUUGUGCAUGAAUCACGCUGUAUCAUCAGAGAUGUUUUGGCUUUUCUUCGAUCGAGGUCACGACCUUCCUCGCCAAGCUGACAAGGAUGAAAGAACACCUCUGCAUUACCUGUGUGGCAACGCAAAAGUAACACCACGCUUGAUCGAGCUCCUUUUCGACAGCUGGCCAAGUGCAGCGUUGGUGGCAGACCGGGAUUUUAAGCUACCAGUUCAAUAUUUGGUUGACAACCCUGCGUCAUCUUCAGAAAUCGCCUCAGUGCUGAUUUGUGGGCCAGCAUCAUAUCGCCAUCGAUACGAGUUCCUCAAUGUAAACGGACAAUGCGUCUGCUUUACACAAGGCACGGAGCUGGUGUAUGCCCAAAGCAAUAUGGCUACGGACUCCAAUACAGGCACGAAAGUGCUCGUAAACUUCUACUCAUCGGAAGCUUCCGUCAAUCAUGAGCAAAAGUUGCUUUGUCGUCUGAAAAUAGCGGCUGAAGUGCGAGCCGACCAUGUUAACUAUUCCCCGACCGUACACGAGACAUUUGAAAAUGCUAAAAGGCGGCUAACACUUUGCAACAUGCAUGUUGCACCUGAAGAUCACAAUGGCGAUGCAGUGAUAACGUUGGAUUACGCGCUAGUGAUGGAAGCUCCAUUGUAUACUUUGGAGGGAUUAAAAGCAGAAAAGCUGAUCGACACGGAGGCAAUCCGUGCGAUCACCACGGAAGUUGCCAACUGUUUACUCUUUUGGCAUUGCGAAGCGCGUAUGGUUCACGGAAAUAUUAUGCUGCAAAACAUUGGUCAGUUCGAAGAUCGGGGGCUUUGCCUAUACAGCCUGAGCACUAGCCGAGAACUUUACCAGCAAAGGUCAAUUGGUUCUCAUGCUAUUGCAUUGAGUUCGUGCCCGCCGGAGGCCGCCAAAAGUUUUGUUGCUAAAGAGGACUUUUUGCCAACUGAAGCCUCGGAUAUGUGGCAGUUUGGCUGCCUUGUCUAUCAGCUAUUGACUGGGAGCACUCUACUCGAGAAAUUGGCUCCGUGGAGCAAAUCUAUUGGCCACGAGCAGGGGUUGCAUUUGAUAUGCUCACUUACUGAUGCUGUACUCGAGCCUCUCAUCGCCGAAAUAGCACCGGAAUUCCGUCUACUGCUGCAACGAACACUUGUCAUAAACCCGAACUAUCGUUGGGAUAUCGAUCGGCUUCUGCUCCUUGAAGACGGAUCUCCGUUGUUUUUAUUCGUCACAAGCGAUACUUCAUCUCACGACUUUGUAGGGAAAACACUACAACAAAAGACUGAAGACGCUCUCGCUGAGGGUUCAAAGGGGUCGAGAUCCGAGAAACACGCGCAAGAGCAACUAGAGUUUAUGAAGAAGGAGCAGUCACUGUUGCGUCAUACACUUCUUUCAACGAAGUCGCAGCUUCGAGACGUUGAUCAAGCUCGAACGGAUUUGCAACUGAAGAUGGAGGAGUUGCAGAUUCAGAUGACGAGCGAGGUGCAGCAAAGGAAGGAGGCUCAGCUCGAAGCUCAGUUGUUGGCGCGCAACCACCAAUCGAUGACGCUGCAAUUGCAUACAACCGUGCAGAUGCUGCUCAAUCUUGUGCCAUUAGCCCGCGAGGUGCAUGGCGCUGCAGCGGACGAUUUUUUGUCGAGUGCGCUUGCACAAGCCACUGGAGGUACUCCUCCGCCCCUUUUCCCAUCUGAUCUCGCGAAUAUCCAACGGAAGAGAAACUCAGUGCAGCUUCUAAAGACCAAGUUACAGCACACGGUACUGGCACACGGAUGUGUCCAAAAGUGGGCCAACAGCUCUCCGUCCAGUGCCGUGGCAGCGACCGAAUUCACUUCUCUCGAUACAAGAAAGAAGGCGAAUGCUCCACCACUCGACAAUCCCAACGACAGCGAAAGUAAGCCUUGCAAUGAGACGGAAUACCCAGACACUGCGAUGGCGUAAAUGCCCGUGCAACUUCAACUAUCAAUUUUCAGGAACGUCUUGUGUUUUACCAAUCUAAUUUUGUGUUUUAUCAAUAAAAUUGCAAAAUACUUAAAGAAUGUC
Messenger RNA from Phytophthora nicotianae INRA-310, 3451 nucleotides. RefSeq lists its product as hypothetical. The coding region runs from base 263 to 3349 and encodes 1028 amino acids. The transcript is spliced from 17 exons. Gene Ontology annotation, biological process: protein localization to ciliary inversin compartment; protein phosphorylation. Gene Ontology annotation, molecular function: ATP binding; protein kinase activity; protein binding. The record is from RefSeq and is a predicted model, not a curated record. Gene Ontology annotation, cellular component: ciliary inversin compartment. NCBI's taxonomy places the organism in Eukaryota, Oomycota, Peronosporomycetes, Peronosporales, Peronosporaceae.